AGGCAGUCAACCCGCCUGUCGAGUCUUGCACAGCGAACCGUAGAUGGCGCGCGCCCAACUCGGUGUUUUUAUUCGGUGGACAGGAGGAAACAGGGGCUCGCAGUGUGUCCCCACCACUCCUCCGUGAGAUGCGCCAGAGAGCUCGCGGGAGGAGAGAGAGAGAAGAGGGUUGACAGUGGCGUCGCAUCCGUCAUUCUUCUCCUCCAGAAUCACUGAAAACUUAAAACGCAGAGGGGAGAUGGGAUCCUAUAUGUAACUGAGUACUUCAGCCCUCCAUUCAACUGUUCUUCUCCUCAUCCCUCCACCCUGUCCUGUCCUGGUCCGGUGUGGUCCGGUGUGCAGCCUGAGGGAGCUGUGGUUCUGAUGAGAGCUCUGGAAGGUAAAGCCAGAGAGAGGAGCACAGAGGACCUGGUAUGGCCAGCGCAGCAGACGGUGUAGGGAGCCUGGGGGUGGAGCAUCACCUCAGUGUCCAUGACCACGUGGUGAAUGACCACGGAGCCUGGGCCACCGCCAUGAACAACCUGGGCAUCGUACCCAUGGGCCUCAGAGGGCAGCAGCUGGUCUCAGAUUCUCUCUGUAUCCAGGGCUUUGACCCAGGUUUGAGUCUCCUAGCUCCCAUCAACCCCAUGAUUGCAGGUAUCAGCCUGGUCCCUCCUCCCCCUGGUCCCCCUGAGAUGCCCAUCAUCAAGGAGAUCAUCCACUGCCAGAGCUGCACCCUGUUCCCUCAGAACCCCAACCUGCCUCCUCCAUCAACACGUGAGCGGCCCCCAGGGUGUAAGACGGUGUUUGUGGGGGGUCUGCCGGAGAAUGCCAGCGAGGAGAUCAUCAGGGAGGUGUUUGAUCAGUGUGGUGAGAUCAUCGCUAUCAGGAAGAGCAAGAAAAACUUCUGUCACAUCCGCUUCAGUGAGGAGUUCAUGGUGGAUAAGUCCCUCUACCUCUCUGGCUACCGGAUGCGUAUCGGCUCCAGUACAGAUAAGAAGGACUCAGGGAGGAUGCACGUGGACUUUGCUCAGGCCAGAGACGACCUGUAUGAGUGGGAAUGUCAACAGAGGCUGCUAGCCAGGGAAGAACGACACCGACGCAAGAUCCACGAAGACUUCCUCCGUCCGCCCUCACCACCUCCCAUCAUGCAUUUCUCCGAGCAUGAGGCGGGACAUCUGGCGGAGAAAUUGAAAGAUGACCAUAAGUUCAGUGAGGCGACUGCAGUCCUGUUCACGUGGAUCGACCGUGGUGAGGUCAACCGGCGGUCGGCCAAUAACUUCUAUUCUAUGAUCCAGUCGGCCAAUAGCCACGUCCGGAGGCUGAUGAGUGAGAAGGCCCAGCACGAGGAGGAGAUGGAGCUAGCCAAGGAGACGUUUAAAAAUGCCCUGCUGGCCAUAUUGACUCAGUUCGAGCAGAUCACGGCUGUGUUCACCGCUGCCUCCAGGCAGAAGGCAUGGGACCAUUUCUCUAAAGCACAGCGCAAGAACAUAGACAUUUGGAGAAAGCAGUGUGAGGAGCUGAGGAAUGCCCACAGUGAGGAGAUCAUGGGGAUUCGCCGGGAGGAGGAGAUGGAGAUGUCUGACGACGACUCGGAUGAGAGCCCCUGUAAGAAGAUACGCAUGGAGGAAAAUGGUGUGUGUGGCCAGUCUGGGGCCUCUCUGAGGGAGGAGAAUGACUCUCUGCGUUGGCAGUUGGACGCCUACAGGAAUGAGGUGGAGCUGCUGAGGAAGGAGCAAGGCAAGGCUUGCCGCCCUGACGACCCUGAACACUUCCCCGACACACACACACACCUGCUGCAGCAGAGCAUGCACAACAUGCAACAGCAACUGCUGAGUCUGCAGGAGCAGCUGAGGACUAAGGAGGUGGUGCUGGAGCAGGCUAGAGACGAGCACAGAUACCUGCAGGGAGAAGUCCUAGCCCUGAGAGACAAGAUGCUGACUAAUGGGGAUGUAGUGGAGGGGAACAACGGAGAAACACCUGAGAAGGUGGUGAACGGGUGUGUGACCACUCUGUACUGCAGCAGAGACAGGAGGAGUGAAGCAGCCAUGAGAGGAGCCCUCACAUCAGAGAGAGAGGCUCUGCUACUGGGCAUCAUAUCUACCUUCCUCCAUGUCCACCCGUUUGGAGCCAACAUCGACUAUCUGUGGUCCUACAUUCAGAGACUGGACACUACGGUGUCAGCGGGGGAGUUGGAGUCUCUGAUGGGUCGUCUGCCAAGUGUCUUCAGACAGGAGCUGAGUGGAGUGGGAGCCACGCUGGAGAAACGAUGGAACUUCUGUGGCUUCCAGAGCCUCAGCUCCGUGUGACACAGGGACCCACACACUGUAUGGAACAGGACACACACACAUCGGAUGACCCAGGACACACACAUGGCCUGAAAAACCAUAUGUGGGACAGAAACAUACACACUUCCUGACCAGCCUCAAAACCUGGUGGACACAUGAAUAGAAGGCGUGUCAAAUCCACAGACUGUUCGAACGGUGUGUGUGUAUGUUGCGUAUCCACAGACAUCCACAGUGCAUAGUGAUAAUACUCAAACACAAACAGACACGGGACAAGAACAAAAGCUACAAGAUCCCCUGAUGGAUCUUUCAGAGUUAUAUCUUUGCAAGGGAUCUGCUGACACUGAGGUAGAGGGAUCCAUAUGGAUCUUUCAGAGUUAUAUCUUUGCAAGGGAUCUGCUGACACUGAAGCAGAGGAAUCCACAUGGAUCUCUACUUGAUGCUGUAUAACUAAAUCCACUGAUGUCAGCCAAAGUGGUCACAGAGCAGACCUUCUCUAUGGUAACGUAGUGACCCGACCCCAGCCAACAGAACAGAAGGUUCUUAGUCCUAACGUCUCUCUCUAAUGGACUGGAAUGGUUUGAGAUGCCUCUCUCUGUUCCCUCUCUCUGAUUUAAGACUCUCCCUCCCUCUGUUCCCUCUCUGUAUUCUCUCUCUGUAUCCUCUUUCUCUCUCUCUCUCUGUUCCCUCUCUGUAUUCUCUCUCUGUAUCCUCUUUCUCUCUCUCUCUCUGUUCUCUCUCUCACUCUGUUCCCUCUCUCUCUCUCUGUAUCCUCUCUCUCUGUAUCCCCUCUCUCUCUCUGUAUCCUCUCUCUCUGUUCUCUUUCUCUCUCUCUCUCUCUCUCUCUCUCUCUGUAUCCUCUCUCUCUCUCUCUCUCUGUAUCCUCUCUCUCUCGGUUCCCUCUCUCUCUCUGUAUCCUCUCUCUGUUCCCCCUCUCUCUCUGUAUCCUCUCUCUCUCUCUGUAUCCUCUCUCUCUCUGUAUCCUCUCUCUCUCUGUUCCCCCUCUCUCUCUGUUCCCUCUCUCUUUGUUCCCUCUCUCUCUGUAUCCUCUCUCUCUCUGUAUCCUCCCCCUCUGUAUCCUCUCCAUCUGUAUCCUCUCUCUGUAUCCUCUCUCUCUCUUUUCUUUCUCUCUGUUUUCUCUCUCUCUGUUUUCUCUCUCUCUGGAGCAGUUGUGUAACUGGUCUGUCAACAGCUGACUCCCACUAGGCUGGGAGGGUCCAUGAAUAUCGGACUGCUGCAACUGAAAUAUGGACAGGAAUUGGAGAAUUCGGGAAUGGGCGUGGGCGUGGGGGAGUACAGGACAGAUUUAUAACUGUGACCUUUGUUACCCCUCACGUCCAGUGUGUUGUGGGGCUGUUUGCUGUAAAAACCCAGUUUCACACUCCAUCAGACCUGCAGCAUUAGCCAGACACACACACACACAAACAACAUACUCAACAUCUCUCUCUCUCUCUCUUUUUCUCUCUUUCUCUCUCUCUCUCUCAUUCUCUCUCUCUCUCUCUUUCUCUCUCUCUCUCCCCUCUCUCUUUCUCUCAUUCUUUCUCUCUCUCUCACCUUUUCUAUCUCUCUCUCUCUCUCUCAUUCUCUCUCUCUCCUGACUUUAGUAACCCACUGAUACUGUUGGGUUGGGAUUUUAUGUCUACAUAUCCAUCUAUGGAUGUCUCUAUCUCGGUCUGUCUCUCUCCCUCUGCUUUGGUCUUGUGUCAAGUGUGUGCUGUGCUUGUUGUCUCUGUUUAAUUGGUAUCUACACAUUUAAAUUAUGUUUUCUAAUCGAAUAAAAUGUUUUUAUCCAAAACUCUUCUGAUCAAUCCAGAACAUUUUAAAUUCAAGAAGCUUUAUAGGCUUGACAAGCAACUAAAUUCACAUUAUCAAGGCUGGUAAUGGCAAGACAAGGCUGCAAAUGGCAAAAUAUCAAAGCUAGUGCAUACAGUAGAUUUGAAAUGUAUGUUUUGUGUUUGUGAUCCAGAUAGUGUGCUGAAAUUCCAUGUUGGAUGUGUCUUCCUGAUGAUGGAAGAUGAAAUACUAUAUUAAUAGUGGAUGAGGAGUGGUACUCUUCUCUCCUCCUCUCCCUCUCCUCUAACUCUGAUCAUGUGCUGGUGUGCUCUAUUCUGGUAAUUCUGGACUAAUUGGAGUAAUCAAGGUGACAGACAGUGACACAUUCAAUACCGCCUUGCACACUCUUGCCUGCAAACAACAGUUUCUAUUGUUCAAAUUCAGGUUGGUUCAUUCCGUUUAAGAAACGUUUUUCAACAGAAUAGGCAGAAUGAAUACACCCCUGAUCACCCGCACACACACUUCACUUUCAUAGCAGCCACAUACAAACAGCAUCAAUUUACAUCACUCGUUGUAUAAUUCCUUCUCGCAUCUACACGCUCUCCUCCUCUCACCUUUUCCCUUCAGUGCACAACACAAAGGCUCUCUGUAACCUGGCAAAAAAAAACUUUCCAAGCCAAACCUUCAUACCAUAACCGCUACACACAGUCUACAUCGUUGUCACCAUAUUAGGUAAUGUCAUAGUAAACAUAGCUACUAGAACUAACGCAUUAGUAAACCCGGUACAAUCACGCAGUACAGUAUGCAGCAAGCAGUUUAGCAGUUACACCGGGGGGCCCCGGUGGCAAUAAAUUAAUAAAACCGAAAGCUUACCUUAACUUGGAAAAUUUCCAGUGUUGGAUAGCUUUAGCCAGCUAGCUAACAUAAAUAGAGUAGGCUAAAUUAUCUAGCUGCAUUAGCUAGCUAAAUAAGUGAGUGAAAGUGAAAGGCUAGCUUGCUAUAUAGCUCCUUAAUUUUUUAAUAAAUGUUUUCAAACUUUU
Messenger RNA from Oncorhynchus masou masou (cherry salmon), 5077 nucleotides. It is a transcript of the gene enox1, whose product is annotated as ecto-NOX disulfide-thiol exchanger 1. Gene Ontology annotation, cellular component: plasma membrane; external side of plasma membrane. The record is from RefSeq and is a predicted model, not a curated record. Bases 414 to 2288 code for a protein of 624 amino acids. NCBI's taxonomy places the organism in Eukaryota, Metazoa, Chordata, Actinopteri, Salmoniformes, Salmonidae. The transcript has 15 exons. Gene Ontology annotation, molecular function: protein disulfide isomerase activity; RNA binding; NADH dehydrogenase activity. Gene Ontology annotation, biological process: ultradian rhythm.